Podospora pseudocomata is the source of this 1438-nucleotide messenger RNA. RefSeq names its product Uroporphyrinogen decarboxylase in heme biosynthesis (gene HEM12). Gene Ontology annotation, molecular function: uroporphyrinogen decarboxylase activity. NCBI's taxonomy places the organism in Eukaryota, Fungi, Ascomycota, Sordariomycetes, Sordariales, Podosporaceae. Gene Ontology annotation, biological process: heme biosynthetic process. Gene Ontology annotation, cellular component: cytosol. The record is from RefSeq and is a predicted model, not a curated record. Bases 126 to 1235 code for a protein of 369 amino acids. The transcript is spliced from 5 exons.
GGCGGGGUACUUUUAUACAAGUAUUACUUGAUGCCGCGGGAUUGAGACGAGGGAACACUGGUGCAACAUCAGGACACUUCCCAUUUCAGAAAAAGUUCCCCAGGAAAACCCGAAAAGUUGCAAAAAUGGCUGAACAUUCAUUCCCCCCUCUCAAGAAUGACCUGCUUCUUAGAGCUGCACGGGGCGAAACCGUUGAACGCCCGCCCAUCUGGGUGAUGCGGCAGGCUGGUCGUUAUCUCCCAGAGUACCACGAGGCCAAGGGUGGUCGUGACUUUUUUGAGUGCUGCCGCAGUCCCGAGAUUGCUUCGACUUUGACCCUGCAGCCCAUUGAACGCUUUGGCGGACUUAUCGAUGCCGCCAUCAUCUUUUCCGACAUUCUGGUCAUCCCCCAGGCGAUGGGUAUGACUGUUGAGAUGGUCGAUAAGAAGGGCCCUCAUUUUCCCGAUCCCCUGCAGACUCCCCAGGAUAAGCAGUACAUCGAGCUCAUGGAGCGCCAUGUCGAUGUCGCCAAGGAGUUGGACUAUGUCUACAAGGCGAUCACUUUGACCAGGAAAAAGCUUGAUGGGCGAGUGCCCCUUUUCGGCUUCACUGGAGCGCCAUGGACACUGUUGUGCUACAUGGUUGAGGGUGGCGGCACCAAGCUGUUCAAGCAGGUCAAGACGUGGAUCUACAAGUACCCAGAGGAGACCAAGGCUCUUCUCCAAAAGAUCUCAGAGCUCUGCGUGGAGUAUCUCGCGCUGCAAGUCAAGGCUGGAGCUCAGAUUGUUCAAGUUUUUGAUUCUUGGGCUGGUGAGCUUUCGCCAUCAUCCUUCAAGAAGUUCUCUCAGCCAUACCUCGCUUAUAUCGCCAAGCACCUUCCUCUGCGCCUCAAGGAGCUCGGUCUCGAGCAGGUUCCCAUGGUGGUGUUCCCCAAGGGUGCAUGGUACGCCCUCGACGCAUGCGCCGAUAUGGGAUACCAGGUGAUUGGCAUGGAUUGGCUACAUGAUCCUGCGGAGGCUGUCAAGAUCAUUGGAGACCGACCAGUGGUUCUUCAAGGCAAUGCCGACCCCGGCGUACUGUACGGCUCGCACGAGUCCAUCACCGAGGUUGUUACCGAAAUGGUCAAGGGUUUCGGCUGGGCAGAGCGCAAGAAGGGCUGGAUUGUUAACCUCGGUCACGGCAUCACCCCAUUUGUCAACCCAGAUGACCUCAAGUUCUUCUUCCAGGAGAUCCACCGCCUCACCAAGACCGAUUGACUGGAUCUGCCGGAAUCUGUACGAAUUGCCAUAGACUUGUUUAUUUUGCCGUAGCAAAAGUUUAGAGCUUGAUGUUUUGCAAGCUUUCAAGAUCGAGUAUUCCCCUGCAGAGUUGUAAUGUCAGGCCGAGCUUCAUGAUUUGGUCUUUGGGAAGGGCAUAUACCAUGAUACAAUCCACGAUGGUUUACCACCAAUAGCACGGC